This is a messenger RNA of Anoplophora glabripennis (Asian longhorned beetle), 1525 nucleotides long. RefSeq names its product cholinesterase 2-like. The record is from RefSeq and is a predicted model, not a curated record. NCBI's taxonomy places the organism in Eukaryota, Metazoa, Arthropoda, Insecta, Coleoptera, Cerambycidae. The coding region runs from base 33 to 1493 and encodes 486 amino acids. The transcript has 9 exons.
AAAAGUAUGGUCAUUAUCGCUAUUAAUUCGAAAUGAUGAAGUACAACGGGCUGCUGCUACUGAUUUUAUGUGCAAUAAGCUCAUCAGUAGCAGAUGUAGCUGACCCGACACUUGUCACUUUACCAGAGGGCCAAAUAAGAGGUCAAGCCUUGCAGUCUCCAAACGACAAUGUUUAUUACGCAUUUCAAGACAUACCGUACGCAACUCCCCCUGUAGGCGAAUUAAGAUUUCAAAAACCAGGAGAUACUUCACAAACUCCAUUAGCGGUGUUAAUAUGGAUACACGGAGGAGGAUUUGUAGGUGGAUCUGGCGCUAUUCAGGAAUACAAACCUGGAUUCUUCAUUGAUCACAAUAUUGUUGUUGUCACGCUAAACUACCGUGUUGGAGUUCUAGGAUUUCUGACAACAGAAGAUGGAGUCAUACCAGGAAACUUAGGAUUAAAAGAUCAACAUCUUGCACUUCAGUGGGUUAGAAAUAAUAUCGAUCUAUUUGGUGGAGACCCCGAAAAAAUUACGAUAGCUGGUGAAAGUGCUGGAGCAGGAUCUGUGGGAUACCAAAUUAUAAGUCAACAGAAUAAAGGUUUAUUCAGAGGUGGCAUUUUACAAAGUCUUACCCCACUGCAUCAGCAGGCACAUCAAAACUAUGCAAGAUUCUACGCUUUCGAAUUAGUUGCUGUUGGAAAAGAGUCUGGAUUACUAGAAGGCCAAGGUUUAAUAUGGAUGCCUGUAAUUGAGGAUGCUAGUCUAGAUGGAGCACUCCUCACGGGCUUAUUUCAUGAAGACAUUAGAACAGGAAACAUAAACCAAGUUCCCAUAAUUAUUGGCUUUAACUCUGAAGAGGCACUUGGGGCUUUUAAGACUGAUCCUUCAAAUAUUGAGGUGCUUCCGAAAUAUUUCGACAGUGAUUUAUCCAACCUCAUUAGAAACAAAUUCAAUAUGACCAAAGAGAACAAAUUGACAGCUGGCACUAGAUUGAGACAAAUUUACACCGAUGGAACAUUCGAAGACGAUCCUGGGCAAGUAGUGAAGUUUUACAGUGAUGAGUCGUUUACAACUCCAGUUAUUAGGCAUGCAAAGUUACAAUCCAACUAUACCGACGUUUAUAUGUACCAAUUUUCAUACAAAGGCAAUAUGGGAGAUAUGAAGGAUGUUGAAAUUGCAGGUGUUCGAGGUGUUUGUCACGGUGAAGACUUGGGUUAUUUAUGGGACUCGCACCUUUCUAAUGGAUCUAACGGAUCAUCAGGAGAUGAUCCAGAAGAUGUUAUAACACGUCAACGUUUGUUAACCUUAUGGUCAAACUUUGUCAAAUACCUAAAUCCAACUCCAGAAGUGGACAGUUUUCUGGGUAACGUGACGUGGGAGAAAGUUAGUCCAAAUAAUUUGGUGUAUUUGAACAUCAACGAUACACUUGAAAUGCAGACGAAUCCAAGAGACUACCUCAAGUGGGAAAGAAUUAUAGACGUGUAUGCUAUACCUCCAUUGGUUAAUUACUAAUGUAUCUUGAGAAAUAAACUAUAUUAUUUAUA